Branchiostoma belcheri (Belcher's lancelet) is the source of this 3880-nucleotide messenger RNA. RefSeq names its product leucine-rich repeat and immunoglobulin-like domain-containing nogo receptor-interacting protein 2. The transcript has 7 exons. The coding region runs from base 885 to 2702 and encodes 605 amino acids. NCBI's taxonomy places the organism in Eukaryota, Metazoa, Chordata, Leptocardii, Amphioxiformes, Branchiostomatidae. The record is from RefSeq and is a predicted model, not a curated record. Gene Ontology annotation, molecular function: protein binding.
UAUUGCUUCUGCAUCUUCAUUGCAGGUAAUCCUGGACACAGAAUCCUGCUGCAAUAAUUCAUCAGUCCUGUCAUAAGGUUCCGUUGGUCGCCAUGGUUACUGGAUAAGGUGAGGAAUCGAGAGGACCUUGUCUGAAGUAUUGGGUGCAGAAGUCAAGACGUGAGACAGGGUACCAUAUAAGGGCUACCCCUUCCAAUUAAGGUCAGACACAAAAUCUGACAGAAAACACAUCCACGUCCGUCGUAUCUCUACCCAGGCAGAUGUCACAGCAAUCUGUUACCAUGGAAAUGAGCUAGUUUCCUGAGAGAGGACAACCUGAUAGCAGGGAAGAGCAUUCUGUGGAGCAUCAGGCAUGCCGGGGUUGGCAGGAGUGUUCCACCAAGUGAUGCAGCAUUAACGCAAUUUCCUUAUGGAAGUGAAGAACCUCUGCUGGAAACUACAAGGCAAGUCUCAUAUUCUGUCAGCAAGACCUUAAGGAGUCCUGGCAAGAAAGCUGUUGGAACUGCUGGAAUGUACCCAAUGAAAUGCAUUGCAGCUAGGUUGACUUGUACAUAGAGGAACCCAGCCUUUGGAUUUAACCAUAUUGGCAGGAGACCACAGAGGCAAGGGGAAGGCUGACCAAACGAUGGAGCCAAUCGAGAGCUGCCGCUGCCGGUGGCUGAGAAUGGAAGACAGCCCCAGCUGCUAGAACCUGUCGGUAAGAAGUGAGAGACUUGCUUCCUCUGCUUACACCAGGACCCUGUUUGUAGCCUUGAACUGUUCUAAAGGUCUUCGCACCCUUGACAGAAGUUUUCUUCCCACACGGAUACACUGCUGUUAUCUGUCGCGAUGAAGUUGUACUGCAUGGCCUUGCUAAUUGCCUGUUAGAAGGAGUCUGCCCACAGAUGCCCGACCCUGCCCGGAGUGGAACAAACCAGAAGCCCCCAGCCCAGCCGCAGGGUGUGGUCCCUGCCAACUGCCCGAAUAUGUGUACGUGCGACCCCAGGGACCAGUCUAUCACCUGCAAGCGGGAGGGGUUCACCGCAGUUCCCGCUGAGAUUCCGAACCAGGUGGUCACGUUGCGUCUUGUGCAGGACAAGAUCAGCAUCGUCAAUCGGAAAGACUUUGCCGGUCUGACCAGGCUGAACUACCUGAACAUGAACAACAACCAAAUCACAAGCAUCGCACCCGGGUCCUUCCGAGACCUGAUUCGUCUGAAUGGGCUGAGGUUAUCGGGGAACCGACUGCAGCUGUUGCCGCGGGGUGUUUUUCAGGGGCUGGCCAACCUGACCAAACUGCACGUGGAUGGCAACCAGCUGGUGUUACUGAUUGAUAACUUGUUUCAGGACCUGACAUCACUGGAAGUGUUGGACAUCAGUAGCAACCCCAUUGUUUUUGUAUCACCCAGAGCCUUCUACGGACUGGUGUCCCUACGGCAACUUUUCAUGACAGGUAACAACCUUACAGCGAUGCCCAGCAAGGCAUUCUACUACAUCCAGAACCUGAAGUGGCUGACAUUCCAACAGAUGCCUGCAAUGGCUGUCACAAGCGACACUUUCCAGUACCUCCCACUUCUACAGAACCUGGACCUCAGCAGGUCGUACAGCCUAAGCUCCAUCUCUGAUGACGGUCUGAACCAGAUGAACCUCAGCAUGCUGAUCCUCAACAACUGCAACUUCUCGGCAGUCCCUAGCAAUGCCUUCUCUGGCCUGGAAAAUCUCCUCAUCCUACAGCUCUCGUACAACCCCAUCUAUGAGAUUCAGCCGUACGCCUUUAAGAACCUGACCAGUCUUCAGGAGCUCAUGCUGGACAACAUGCAGCUGCGCUUUGUCAACAGGAGUGCCUUUCGUGGCCUGCCUAACCUACAGACACUUAACAUCACUUACAACAAAUUAGCGUAUUUACGUCAGAGUAGCUUCGACUCCAACCCGUCUGUUGUCAAGCUGUGCAUGGAGGGGAACCCGUGGGACUGUGGCAGCUGUGACAUGCGGUGGUUGGACUUUAUACCUGACUGGUGCACAAACAAUGUCACCUGCAUCAACCCUCCCAACCUGAAGAACCAGAACCUCCUCGACUACAUCCCCAGGCUGAAGAUGGACACAAGUAGGUGCAUAAAGCCAGAAGUCACCAUCAGGCAGGGGGGAUACGUCUGCUUUCCUGAACGGAGCACGGCCGUGUUACAUUGCAACGCCUCGGGGAGCCCCGAACCCUCCAUCAUAUGGAUUGGGCCAGAUAGAACUAUACUGAGAGCACCAUCUCUGGUUUCCAACAUGGCCGUGUCGGAAUUUGGUACGUUACGGAUAUACCGCAUAUCCCCCUCCCACGAGGGAACAUACUCGUGUAUGGCACACAAUGUUGUGGGGAACAAAACUGCAUAUAUAGACGUCACAGUGGAACCCAUGACCACAUUAGCACCCACACCUAGUCCUCCAACAGUCAAGGAUAACUCCAGUGCAUCAGCUGGAGCCCAAUUAGACAACAAAACCACUCUGACGACAAUACUGGCCAGCUUUAUGGGCUGUUUUUCCUUCUUCGGUGUUGUUCUACUGUGUUGUUUUAUAUUCAGUGUCUGGUCCAGGGGAAAGAACUACAAGCAGGACGGUAUUGAAAUGACGUACGUUCCCAACAGGCAGCCAGAGAACAAUGUGAACAUGAUCCCCAACCCCCGGAAAGAAAACAAUGCUGCGCGAGUUCGGAUGGACAUGAAAUUCAGCCGGAUAUGACUAGCAGAGGAGGAGGUUGAGGAACUGCAAGAUGUGGUAUGAAGUCGACAUACCUGUGAAAACUGUAUUCUGGCAAGAAACGUAACACUCAGUCAGAUGUCAGGAGUGACAGAUCAGAUGAAGAUACCUCAGGAAAUGGAAACUAAGGGUUCAUAUCUGACAGGCCGUCAGGUAUGGUGCAGGUUAACUCUUCUACGAGCCAGGAAUAUAACCGAAGAUUUGAGAUUGAGAUGUAAGGUAGUUACAUGUACCUACUACGUGCAUGGGAAAGACAAGGCAGGAUAUUUGACCAGCUCCAGGUACAUGUAAGAACGAGGCACUCAGCAACCCGGCUGGGUGAACAUUCUCAACUUCCUCCAUAGCAACACAAAAUGACUGUAUGUGUAAGGAAAUUUUUAAUAGAGGUACAAGGAAAUAGCUAGACUGAAUGUGGCAGCACUUUGCAUGCUGGUUCAGUGAUUUAUCCCUUAUCACAGAUAGCUUGGUACAGUGGCAGUGUGUGUACAAAGCUGUUCUCUAACUCUACCUACUGCACUAUCCCUGCAGAGGACACUCAUCACACUCAAUCAUUCUGCAGAAGUGCAGGAAUAUGCACACUUUCAUGUGUCUUCAAAUCAUCCUAUUUUUCCUACAAUCUGGAGAAGGUAGAUGGCAGUAAAACAUGGUCCAAUUUUCUUUGAAGAUUUUGAUACAGCAGUAGGUCUAUUAGCAGUUUACAUGUACACUGUAUUCCUUAAAUUUGGUUUGAGCACAGACUGAACUGAAGAUGGACGGAAGAACACCGGGAUGAUGCAUACAUGUAUGUAUGACACUAUCUGCUACCAGCUGUAAAGGCCCUGGAGAAGCUGUGAUGUAGAACCUAAUCUGCAGGCAAUGUUGUGUUUUCCUGGGAAAAGGAUGAUCAUUCAAUGGAUCUGCUGCCAUGUUACAUACAGUUGCAGGCUGCUGCCCAACUCACCUUACAGGAGUUUGGCUUGCAGCAUGUCUGUUCAGCAGGAGGCAAAACAUCACCACGUAGGAGUGAAAACUUCUCCGAUUGCUUUUGUUGCCUUUAAGGAAAUUAAUGUUGAUCGCGAUCUUGAGUUCCCGAGAUGCAUCAACUGAAUAAAUCCAUCACAAGACCCAAUCUCUACUGCGAUGGGAACAUCAUAAACUGUUCAUCAACCUGCUCCAUCUCC